AUGGAACAGAUAGUAGUUCAAAUGGAACAAGAUAGUAGUUCAAAUGUCACAAGAAAUCGUAAAGGCACGCAGGAGUAUACGAAACAGGCAGACUUCAGCUACGAGAAAAUCAUCAGCAAAUCGGUAGCUGCAGCCGGACUAUGUUCAUGGGUGGUUAACAUCCUCAAGUACUAUGAUAUCUUCGUGGUGGUAGAGCCAAAGAGGAAAGCUCUGGCUCAAGCUACCAAGGACUUGAGUGAAGCAAGGUGGCCGUUGAUGAUAGAUCCCCAGCUGCAAGGUGUCAAGUGGAUCAAGACAAGAUACGGUUCCGCACUGAAAGUAGUCAGGCUAUCGCAGAGGACAUACCUGGAUACAAUAGAGAAGUGCAUCUCUGAAGGAAUGGUUGUGCUAUUGGAAAAUAUCGGUGAACAUUAG
This is a messenger RNA of Acanthoscelides obtectus, 414 nucleotides long. NCBI's taxonomy places the organism in Eukaryota, Metazoa, Arthropoda, Insecta, Coleoptera, Chrysomelidae. The record is from the annotation of a GenBank genome assembly.